This is a messenger RNA of Physcomitrium patens, 2824 nucleotides long. Its product is annotated as cyclin-A1-4. Gene Ontology annotation, biological process: mitotic cell cycle phase transition. The record is from RefSeq and is a predicted model, not a curated record. Gene Ontology annotation, molecular function: cyclin-dependent protein serine/threonine kinase regulator activity. Lineage: Eukaryota; Viridiplantae; Streptophyta; Bryopsida; Funariales; Funariaceae.
UCUGCUCAGGUUUACACCUCCAACGCCCAGAGCGGACACUCCGCCACUCAUUGCAUUCGCACACAAUCCCUGCACUUCUCAGAUGGACGGUGUCCAUCUUCACCGGUCGUCGCUUAUUGAUGUGCCAAGUAGGAAAGCCAGUCUUGUCGUAGUUUCGUUUUGGUAUUUUGUUGUUGUUGUUCAAGCAAUGUAGGAAUGAUGGGCGACGGCCCUAAAGUGGAGAUCCGCAGGAAGCGUCAGGAGCUUUCUGUUGUCGCCACAUUGUUGCUGAACAUGUUUCUUAAGAAAAGUCGUGCCGGAAAUGAUCUGCCGCAUUAGAUAAAGGAGAGUUGUCCUGUUGGGGUCACAUUGCAACGUAGAGAAAUUUGUGGUGUCGUCGGGAAGGAGUGGAGUCGUAGCUGUUAGAAAGGUUCGACAGGGUGGACUUGUCGCAUUUGUGCAGCCAGGUGGCGGAUUGUGGUGAGUGCGAUCGUAGUGUUCGUCAUGUGGCGAGUGGCUUGUCCGCAUUGCACGAAUCGUAGACUGCGAAGAAGGUGAGACAGGAGAAAAGCAGCGAGAAUUAAGUCUAGCUCAGGACUUUUGGGUGAGUGAGACAUCGACCAUCGCUGCCGUCAUUACCGAUACAUCAAAUGCGGGUCCUGGGUAGCUCGUGACAGCGUUCAUGGUGCCAGCUUCCACCAGCACGAGUGGUAGCUCCAAAAGCAUCCAGCACAUUUGAUGUGCAAUUCAUAGAGUCCUGUAGUGCUCGUUUAGGGGCUGCAAGGAAGCGGCUGGCGAAAUUCGUCAUGCGUGGUUCACCGUAGUCUGCCGCUGCGUGAGGCUGUCCGGGGCCCGACAUUGCGCGAGUUGAGGAUGACAGGUGGACUGGAUAGUGCAAGACUGUUGCGCCCGCGUCCUCCUGGUUCUGGCUCGGGGACGGCCUCGGAUGAGGCGAGGCGAACGAGAGCAGCAGCCAAACGCUCGGCCACGGAAGACAGCUGCUCGAGACCUGGGAGUAGUGUCGGCAACUGUAAGAAACCCGUCGGUGCGCAGCCGGUUAGGAAGCGUGCCGCUCUUUCGGACAUCUCGAACCAGUCGAAUGUUGGUGGAAGUGGGAGGCCCAUCGGUGGGGCGGGUGACGGAAAGGGCGUGGAUUUGGAAGCUGCGCAGAGCGGGCAAGGAAAUGAGAAUGUGUGUCCCGGAAAGGUGCCCCAGGUGUCCAGUAAGGGAAAGGAACAGGAGGUGGUGUUGGUGUGUGGGACUGAUGGUGCUCCGAGGGGCGAGUCGGAAGCGAUAGCGUCUUUGGAGAGGCGAACUUUGCAGAACCUGCGCUUAUCCCAAGAGGCGAAGGAUCGGACGAAGCAAGGGGACCUGUUCGGCGGGAAGAGACGCACGGAAUCGCGAGAGCGGUCGAGCGGGGGAUCGAGGUAUGAGGACAUCGACAACGAUCACUCGGACCCUCAGAUGUGUACGACGUACGCGACGGACAUUUACGCCCACCUGCGAAUGGCGGAGAUGAAAAGGCGGCCAUCGGCGAACUUCAUGGAGUCGAUGCAACAGGACAUCAACCCGAGCAUGCGAGGAAUUCUGGUGGAUUGGCUGGUUGAGGUUGCGGAGGAAUACAAGCUUGUGCCCGACACUUUGUACCUGACGGUGUCGUGCAUCGAUCGAUACCUUUCUGCACAUGUGGUGACCCGACAACGGCUUCAGCUGCUGGGUGUGGCUUGCAUGCUGAUCGCUGCAAAGUACGAGGAGAUAUGCGCCCCCCAAGUAGAGGAGUUCUGCUACAUCACGGACAACACGUACGGGCGCGAAGAGGUGUUGGAGAUGGAGAGGGGAGUUCUCCGGGUGUUGAAGUUCGAGCUCACGACUCCGACGAUCAAGAGCUUCCUGAGACGGUUCAUCAGAGCGGCCCAAGCAGGUUGCGAAGCUCCGGCGCUGGUGCUGGAGUUUCUGGGGAACUAUCUGGCGGAGCUGACGCUUGUGGAGUACGGGUUCUUGCCAUUCCUGCCGUCUAUGAUAGCCGCGUCUUGCGCGUAUUUGGCGAGAGUGACGCUGGACUCGUCGAGACGUCCGUGGGACGCCACAUUGCAGCACUACACGGGGUACAGGCCAUCAGAACUGGAGCAGUGUGUGAGGGCCAUGCACGAGUUGCAGUGCAAUACGAGGGGGUGCACACUUCCUGCGGUUCGAGAGAAGUACAGGCACCACAAGUUCAAGUGCGUGGCAGCCCUGGUUCCACCAGCCUUGCUUCCAGAGGAGUACUUCCGGGAGCUGGAAUGAGAAGCGGGGACGAGUAGGGUGGCGGUGGAGGUGCGGCGAAGAAUAAGAGCAUAGAUCCACCAAGGGGGAACGGUAAGACUAGGAUUGUGCAUAUGCGUGGAUGUUGUGAGAGCGCCGAAGAUGGCGGCAUUGUUCACGAGCGCGAUCGGGUUGUGGAGCGUGCGCCCUGGAAAGAAGCACGUCGCAAGCUCCAGGGUCGGAGGGUGGGGCAGCGGGGUGAAAGAAAGGGAAGCGGUUGGAGGGCGGGUCGUGGUGAGUGACGAUGGAAGUUGUGGGCAUCGGAGGGGAGCGGUUGUAGAUGUCACGCCCGCGGCACAUGGGAGCCUGAGGUGUGGCAUGCAGCCAUGCAGGCCAGUCAACGGCGGACGAGAGGACGCAGCGUUGGCUUGUGCAUUUGGCUGGUAGUGGUGCUCCAGUUGGGAGGUUGGUGGCAGGCAGCAGAAUGUAGCACCACAGCGGGGCAAAAGGCCAGAGUGUAAUAAUAUGUAAACUCCAGGGAGAGCAUUUGAGAAACAUUUUUUUUUAUAAAAUUGAUAGUGAAAAGCAGGAAUAGAUUUUGAAA